This is a messenger RNA of Stereum hirsutum FP-91666 SS1, 1726 nucleotides long. Its product is annotated as alpha/beta-hydrolase. The transcript is spliced from 11 exons. Lineage: Eukaryota; Fungi; Basidiomycota; Agaricomycetes; Russulales; Stereaceae. The coding region runs from base 52 to 1248 and encodes 398 amino acids. The record is from RefSeq and is a predicted model, not a curated record.
CCCCUACACAUCCUCCUUCCCCACUCCUACCUGCCCGUGAGGCUUUUACACAUGCCCUAUGUUGACCUCGUAUCCACAGACGACUACGCCUCUAUCUGGUACACUACUAACAGCUUCACGAAAUAUGUCAGCUCCUUCGAUGCCGACAAGCCUACUGUCAUGAUGUUGCAUCCUAUGGGCUUUGACUCCAGGUGGCUCACUACUCAGCUCGCCGACCCCAGAUUGAAUGACAAUUACAACGUCAUCGCAAUAGACUCGCGAUAUGCGGGCAGGUCGCAUAGUAGACCGAGUGGGAAGUUGGACCAUUGGGUGGAGGCUGCCGAUUUGGCUUUUAUUUGCCAGAGUCUACAAUUACCCUCUGUGCAUGUUUGGGCUGAGGAGCCGCUGGCUACAAACGUUGCCCUUCGUUUCGCUAUACUGUUCCCCGAGAUGUGUCUCAGCCUAACGCUCGUCACCGUCGCUCCUCCAACAGAACUCAAGUCGUAUUUCGCUUCGUUCGACGAAAUGAUGAACAUGUGGUCCUUUGCGGAAGACUUGGACACGUUCGAGCAUGCUGUAAUGGAGUUUUUCGGACUGACUGUUGGCUCGGACAUCGAGGAUGACAUGUCAGACUCUAUUGUCGCCUAUUGGCAAACUAAUUACCCACCCUUCCGACGCUCAAGAUUCGUAGAGCUAGCCAACCUGCUGAUGAAUAGAGUGCCGUUACAGUCUCAUAUGCUUGAUGCAGUCACACAGCCCGUACUGAUCAUCCAUGGAGACAAGAACCCUUUGCAUCCAGUCAAAUAUGCCCAGGACCUUGCUUCAAAACUCCGUAAUGCGAAGGGCGGUGCCCAUGUAUUCAUCAUGAAAGGCUGCCAGGGCUACCUCAGCCUCUUCUCCACAUCAUCAUCUAUAUUGGUCCAAACGUUCACCAAGUUUCUCCAACGGCUCCCUCGUGUUCGUUCUGAUCUGGUCCGACCACGGAAAUCAACUGAGACGCGGAUGGCUGCUGCACUCGAGACGCUCGCUGAUUUGGUCGGUAAUCCCGCAAUAGCGGAGAGAAACGCGAUGUCACCACUCUCUUUCUCGAUGGUCUCCUUAGACGUCGAGACAUCCCAAUGUAAUAUCCUGAAGACCUUCCAUCGAGGACAGAAUACCGCAUUCUCGCCACUGGGGCCGGAUGGACGACCGGUUCGAAAAUUCUCAGAACGGAAGAUGGGGCACUGGUUCCAUUCCGAACCAGACGGAUCAUCGUAUGCCGCACACUAAGACAUUCGUCGUACCGUAGGAAACAUUUCUGUGUCUGGUCAUGUGGCCAGCGAGGCCACUUUGGACGCUCGUGGUGCGACAGGCAACAAAUCAACACAGUCAGGCUCCAACAAACGACAUUCAGAUCUCCCUACCCUCGAUCUCGUGAAGGAGUCAAAUCGGAAACCGAUGAAGUUCGACCCCAGCUGGGUCGACAGGUCGGCCGUCGCGGGUUCUCUUUCCAAGGUCGUAGCUUCGAGUGGAAUGCCAUUGAGCAAGUUUUUGCAGUGACCGGACGGACCCCUUUGCAUGGUUGUUUAUGCCGGAGGAGAACCACAUAAUACUACUCAUUUACCCUGCCUGGGGCAAGGUCAGCUUAAUAGACUCACUUUGUGCUAUAGUGCUUAUUGCUUUUCUUUCUAUACUUAUUAUCAUCUGUAUCUGAUUUGCCGGAGCUCUGGGCGGAUGUACACUCUGUUAAUAUGACAUGCACAUGUUC